Messenger RNA from Zingiber officinale, 696 nucleotides. RefSeq names its product serine carboxypeptidase-like 18. The transcript is spliced from 8 exons. Gene Ontology annotation, molecular function: serine-type carboxypeptidase activity; acyltransferase activity, transferring groups other than amino-acyl groups. The record is from RefSeq and is a predicted model, not a curated record. NCBI's taxonomy places the organism in Eukaryota, Viridiplantae, Streptophyta, Magnoliopsida, Zingiberales, Zingiberaceae. Gene Ontology annotation, biological process: proteolysis; secondary metabolic process. Bases 34 to 696 code for a protein of 220 amino acids.
CUCUGCUUCUUUUCCUCUGCUCUCUCAUCUUCUAUGGUCACCUAUUUACCUGGAUUCCAAGGCCCCCUUCCCUUCUACUUAGAGACAGGGUACGUGGAGGUGGACCAGGACCACGGCGGUGAGUUUUUCUACUACUUCAUCGAGUCGGAGAACAAUCCGGCAGAGGACCCCCUGCUCCUUUGGCUGACCGGCGGGCCCAGGUGCUCUGCCUUCAGCGGAUUAGUCUUCGAAAUCGGUGGACCCCUGAAAUUUGUGACAGCCGAGUACAACGGGAGCUUGCCGAGCUUGGUCUACCAUCCUUAUUCCUGGACCAAGGUAGCCAACAUUAUCUUUGUAGAUUCCCCGUUGGGUUCUGGAUUCUCAUACUCAAGAAAAUAUGAAGGGUAUGAUGCCAACGAUACUAUUUGGUCCGAACAGGCUUCUAAGUUUCUUUUACAGUGGCUUGUUGAGCACCCACAGUUCAUCUCCAAUCCCCUCUACAUUGCUGGGGAUUCAUAUGCUGGAAAAAUUGUACCUAUGGUGGCCAAAAGAAUAUUGGAUGGUAUUGAUGAAGGGAAAGAACCAUUACUUAACCUCCAGGGUUACUUGAUUGGCAAUCCAUCCACAGGUGGAAAAGUCGAUACCAAUUCUAAAAUACCUUAUGCUCACAACAUGGGAAUCAUAUCAGAUGACUUCUUUGGGAUAUAUAUGAUGUAG